CACCAACAGUGUAAACCAAGAGUGGAUACUGACACCAACAGUGUAAACCAAAACAAAAAAGUGUGUAACAUGAGUUUCGUGAAGGUUUGUCUGUUGGCUGUGGUAAUUCAAACCCUCGUUGGAGCCAGUACCGCUGACCUUCAGCCACUUACUUGGCAAGGCAACUGCAACCACUACUACAAUCCAACCCUGAAAGUCAACCAGCAGAUCACCCCAGUAGCAUCCCCUGUUUGCAAAGGUUUUGACACAGCUCUUAGCGACUCAUUCGGAUUGGGAUCUGCCACCUCUGCUAACGCUGCAGCAGUCUCCGCUGCCGUUGACGGAAUAAAAGGGCUUACAAAAGUGGCUACUGCAGCAGCUAAGUCGUUCGGCGUUUUUGGCGCUGCCUUUGGCUUUGUUGCCUCGCUUACAGCACCAUCCCCUGACGACAUUUUAGAAAAGGUUAAUGACGCCUUUGAGGAGAUAACGAACGAAAUGAACCAUCGCUUUGAACAAAUGAAAGAUUACGUCGACCAGCGAGUGAUCCAAUUAUAUGUUGAUGGCCUCAACAGCGAAUACCGAGCGCAUGCCACCCAAUGGAAAAACUGUCUGACCGACCGACGUUUACUGCAAUGUCAGAGGCAAGUGCUUCGCGAUAUGGAAGCAGACGGAGUGGAGAAGUUCAUGUCGAAGGAAUUUCAGUCCAAGAGUAAAGUAUCGUAUCCGUACGACACAAAGAAGCUUGAAGCGUCCUUGAUUGUCUUCCGAGAUUUCGCCAGCACCUAUUUGUAUGCACUUAGAACUUCAGCGAACUGCCUGAAUGUAGAUGACCCCUUAGCAUCGGCCGAAGAAAAGGCGGAGAGAAAACAAGACUUCAGAAGUACUUUGCAAGACAUUGAGACAUACGGCAAGAUGUACCAUGAUUAUGCAGUAUGGGCAAAAGAAGAAAUAAAAAAAAACCAGAGGGAAUACCACGAGAAUAACAUCAAAAGUUUUAAGGAAACAGCACAUGAAAAGGAAAACUCAGAAUGGUUUGGAUCCAGUUGCCCUUUCAUUUAUUGCAAAAGCGUUUGGUUGACGCUUACGAUCCAACCAAAGUGCACCACCAUGUCAGUUGAUGGCCAGCAUUCCUGCAAGGUCACCAGGGAAACGAGCCGUUACGAUGAAGCUACACGCGAUUAUAUGAAUAAAAAACAUAAAGCAGAGCUCCAGAAUUCAGUCAACGCAGCCGCUAAACAGAUGUGCGAGUCUUCCUAUGACAACUUCAUGAAAGAUUUGGAGACGUACUGGUGCACGGAGUUGAUGAACACCGCUAACCUGUGGAAACAAGCGUCUGAGGCGGCAGCCGUUGAGCUAAGAAUUAUGGCCGGGCAAAAAGAUUCGUCCGGGAAUUAUGAGUCCGGAGACGAUCCGGAAUACUAGUCGCUUAAAAGAACCUCUCCGAGGGGUACACUUUUGUAAAGGCGCGCAUUUGCAUUUUCCAAGGAAUAAAUAAUACCCAAGCGGU
Molecule: messenger RNA, 1486 nt
Organism: Nematostella vectensis (starlet sea anemone)
Lineage: Eukaryota; Metazoa; Cnidaria; Anthozoa; Actiniaria; Edwardsiidae
Exons: 4
Coding region: 70-1401 (443 amino acids)
Source: RefSeq, a predicted model, not a curated record